UCACUAUGGUAACUCGACGCUGAGACUCGACUGAGUCGGCGAAGUGAAGCAAACUCAACGUGAGAGCUAAAAAUACAGACACCCAUGAUGGACAAACACGAAGACUUCGAGGGUUUUUUGAAGAGUGUUGACGAAAUAAGUGAGAUAGUAAAGGAUCUAAAGUCUUCCGAAGCUGGAGUCCAGCAAAAAGCGAUGGAGAAAGCUGAUUGCUACAUUGAGUCGUUGGAUAAACCCUGCAGGACAGAAGUCAACAAGACAAGAAUCAACACAAACCCACCACUCCGGCCUUCCUCGGGUCUGCAGGAUGAAAGUCCAGAGAACUUCAUGAAGAUUAUGGAGAAAGAUGCUGAGGACAGGAGAGUAAGGAGGGUCGCAAAAGAAAAAAAGGCAACUGCACUCAAAGACAAGGGGAAUGAAGCGUAUGCCCAAGAAGACUAUGAAACUGCUGUAAAGUAUUACAGUGAUGGCUUGGCUGAAAUACGGGACAUGCAGCCAUUGUACACCAACCGAGCACAAGCCUAUAUCAAGCUGGGAAAGUACACAGAGGCCAUCAGUGACUGUGAAUGGGCCCUGAAGUGUAAUGAGAGGUGCCUAAAGGCUUAUCUACACAUGGGGAAAGCAUAUCUGGCGCUGAAGAGAUAUAAUGAGUCCAGAAACUGUUUCAAAAAGAUGCUGGAAAUUGAACCUGGGAAGGAGAAGAUGGUGAAAGCAGAAUACCUGACCCAGGUAGAUCUGGAAGAGGAGAGAGAUAGUCAGGAGAUGAAUGCGAUGCAAAGGUUUGACAAAGGAGAUGAGAAAGCCACAACAGUGCUCCACCUGCUGGAGAAGCUGUCAAAGGCCGAACAGAUGCCCUUGUAUUACUGUGGAGGAUUUGAGAUUCUGUCACAAGCUGUCACUGACUGUACAGGCCAGACUCUUUUCAGACUGAACAAUGGCUUUAGUAUCAUCAGCAGCAAUGACAUGGUGAGGAGUUGCCUAUUACAGAAAACAACGGACCCAGACAGCCUGGAGUUGUGUAUGUCCGUUCUGAAAUUAUGGAGGGUUAUUUGUUGUGGAAAUGAUGAAAACCAGAAGAUGUUGAUGACUUGUCCAGUGAGCAGAGAGUCCAUUGUUCACUUGCUAACAUCAGAGCAUGUUGCGGUACGGAAGGAAUGCCUGGCAUUGCUCUGUUUAUACUCACAGAUGCCACAUAGAAGACGUUUGGCCAUUGACAACUUGAAUGUACACAUGUUAGUGAGGAACCUCAUGGCGUGCAUCACAAAACCGAAUCAACAGCAGGAGAACUCAGCAGUCAACAUUCUGGAAAACUUUACAGCAGAAAACAAGUUUUGCAUUCGAUUAAGGGAUGUGUUGACAGACUCUGUCAUUGUGCCAUUCACAUUAUUACUGGGAAAUAUCAGCACGUCCAAUCAGCAUGUCCUUCCCUCACUGAUAUCGGCUGUUGGCUGUCUGGCGCGAGACGAAGUCAUCCGUCACCAUUUUUCUCAGGAUUCAGAAUGCUGGAAGGUCUUUGUGGUUGCCAUUAAGCAGUGCAGUGAACGUCAAUACAGAGAGGUGCUUUACCCUAUCCUUGGUUUGAUAAUCAACAUUUCAGCUAUCACCUCUCCAGUGAUUCAGGAGCAUGCUGUUCCACUCUGUGACUGCUGUCUGGGCCUGCUGAGGGAUCGUGAUGGAGGAGUCAUAACUAGAGUCACAGGCGUGCUGAGCACUGUCCUCCCUCAGUCCUCUGAGGCCGUUCAGCAUGUUAUUCGGGGUGAUUUUGUCCGGACCAUGUGCCGGCUGCUGAAGGGAAGUGGGCAGACUGCCACUAAGUAUGCCAUCAAGACUCUGACAGUGUGCACUGCUGCCAGUCACUUGGCAAGGGAGGAGCUGCUGAAGUCUGAUAAAAAACUGUCUAUUUUACGUCAUUUGCUGGCUUCCAGCUGUGAUGAGAUGGUGUCAGGAAAUGCAGCCCUGUGCUUGGCUCACUGCCUUGAGUUAGAAGGAAUUGCCAGCAACCUGCUGGGCACCGAUAUUGUGCCGCUGCUGCUGCGCCAUGCCGCACAGGACGCUAAAAGGACAGCUGUGCAGCGAAAUGCUGCGAUUGCUCUUGGGAAGCUGUGUCGAUCUGAGCCCAGACAUUUGAACAAACUUCGCGAACUACACGGCCUGGAGAUCCUGCACUCCUGUAUGAAGGUCAUCGCAUGAACCAAUGACACUAACAGGUUUUCACCUUUCACCUUUCACCUUGCUUGUCACCACUCUUCCUGUAUGUUAUUCUGGUAUAAGGCAGGCUCUGACAGGUCAGGACUCGGCAGGCCGUUUGCACCCUCCCAACUAUUUUCUCAUUCAGACUAAUUUAGCCUACUGCUUUUGUUUUUCUCACUGCAAAGCUUUACUACAGCAAAAUGUUUUACCGCGUCAGUCUCAGUUUUGUUUACAUGCACUUCGCCAUGGGAUCACGUAAUGUGAGAUCAAAACCGUGGUAGUAUGUGUGUGCAUGUAUGAGAUUAGAGAGAAAAACAUCUGUGAGGUUUCUCCUUAUAUGUGUGUGAUGCAACAUGUUUUCAGAAUCAGUAAGGGUUUCAAAAUGCUGUAGUCUGAGCACACGGUUCAGACACCUACCCAACUAUUGUGGAAAACUGAAAAUGACUAAAGGAAUUACCACAUCAUUUGUUUAUCUUAUUUUAAAUGUAUUAAUUAAUCCUUUUGUAUUGGAGAAAGCAUAGAUAUUAGCAACAUUCUUGGCUUUUCAUGCCUGUGAAUUUAUAUGGUUAAGAAUCAUUAGUACGUUUGGUUGGAAGUGCAAGUCAGUUUUACCAUCUUUAAGUGACUGUCUGACUGUGUCUAACAACAAGCACCCAGUUUAAAGAGUUCACUUUACUACAGGACAGAAGUAAAAAAGUAACGAUUGGGUUCUGAACGAUGAUCGCGCAGUAUUAACAUGCUAACGGUGCGACACAGAUCAGAGCAUUCCUUUGGUUCAAGGCUUUUUUUUGAGAUAUUAAUUUGACAUGUAUUCAUUCAUCUUGAAGUUCUUUUUCUUUUGUACCAUAACCAAGUGUAAUAAAUGCAAACCACAAGUUCACAAGUUCUAAUAAUCUUUUUUACUCUGCCUUUGUUAUUUUUGGGGUUCUUUACACGUGUUGCUGAUUUUUUGCAGAAAAGGUGAAUUUGAGUCUUAUGUAUAUCUUGUUCCAAACAUCUGUGUUUAGAUUAUCUGCGUUUUCUGGAUGUCAGUACUAGAACAAAUCAUCUAAAAAAUAAACAAAUCUGCG
Larimichthys crocea (large yellow croaker) is the source of this 3257-nucleotide messenger RNA. It is a transcript of the gene ttc12, whose product is annotated as tetratricopeptide repeat domain 12. Gene Ontology annotation, cellular component: cytoplasm; centrosome. NCBI's taxonomy places the organism in Eukaryota, Metazoa, Chordata, Actinopteri, Sciaenidae. Gene Ontology annotation, molecular function: protein binding. Gene Ontology annotation, biological process: sperm axoneme assembly; axonemal dynein complex assembly. The transcript has 21 exons. Bases 85 to 2187 code for a protein of 700 amino acids. The record is from RefSeq and is a predicted model, not a curated record.